Molecule: messenger RNA, 1464 nt
Organism: Plenodomus lingam JN3
Lineage: Eukaryota; Fungi; Ascomycota; Dothideomycetes; Pleosporales; Leptosphaeriaceae
Source: RefSeq, a predicted model, not a curated record
AUGGUAGAAGCAGAGGGCAACCCCACGACGUGGAAAUUCACCCAGUGUUUUGGUGACAAAGGCGAUGUCGAAGACAUAACCGAAGACAGCGCAGCCGACAUCAUCUCCACCGUAGAGUUUGACCAGACGGGCAAUUACCUCGCAACAGGCGACAAGGGUGGCCGUGUUGUUCUUUUCGAGAGGAAUGAGACGAAAAAAACCUGUGAAUACAAAUUCCACACAGAGUUCCAAUCACACGAACCCGAGUUUGACUAUCUAAAAUCCCUCGAAAUCGAAGAAAAGAUCAAUAAAAUCAAGUGGUGUCGUCGCCAAAAUGCAUCCCACUACCUGCUCUCCACAAAUGACAAGACGAUCAAGCUAUGGAAGGUGUUUGAAAAGUCACUCAAGGUGGUGGCAGAAAACAAUCUUUCGCACGAGUUGACGCCUGGUGGAGGGGUUGCCGGUGGCGGCGGUCCAGUCAGGAACCCAAAUGCGCAGUUCCGUAACGCCACCGAUCUGAAGCUCCCUCGUCUCACACAUCACGACACGGUUGUCGCAGCAGUGCCUCGGAAGACGUACGCAAACGCACAUGCAUACCACAUCAACAGCAUAUCGGUCAACAGCGAUGGAGAGACCUUCAUAAGCAGCGACGAUCUGCGAAUCAAUCUCUGGAACCUCAACAUCCAGGACCAGAGCUUUAACAUUGUCGAUAUCAAGCCUGCCAAUAUGGAGGAGCUUACAGAGGUCAUCACAGCCGCUGAAUUCCAUCCAAUUAGCUGUAACUGGUUCAUGUAUGCAAGCUCCAAGGGCACGAUCAAGCUUGCAGACAUGCGAGAGAGCGCUCUGUGCGAUCAGCACGCCAAACAAUUCGAACAAGAAGAAGAUCCAUCUUCUCGUUCUUUCUUCUCAGAGAUCAUCUCGUCCAUCUCCGAUGUGCGGUUCUCACACGAUGGACGUUACAUCUUAUCACGCGAUUACCUCACUGUCAAGAUCUGGGAUGUGAACAUGGAGCGAACCCCUGUAAAGACCAUUCCCAUUCAUGAGCACCUCCGACCGAGGCUCUGUGAUACGUAUGAAAACGACAGCAUUUUCGACAAGUUCGAGGUCGUAUUUUCGGGCGAUGCCAAGAACGUCAUGACCGGUAGUUACAACAACAACUUCAUGAUAUACCCUUCAGACCCAGAGAAGGACACGGAGGUUGUCCUACAAGCCGACAAGUCGGCGUUCAAGGCGAAGAAGGUGGGUAUCCCAACCCCUAUGAAUUCUUCGACGAGCCCCACCGGCAGCAACACCAGUAAGAAGGGUGGUUCAAGAGCCGGUAGCCCGGCUGCUGGUGCAGUGGGUCAAGGGCAACGCAUGCGAAAGGAGACGGAUGCGGAUCAGAUCGACUUCAACAAGAAGAUCCUGCACAUGAGCUGGCAUCCAUUCGAGGACAGCAUUGCCAUUGCGGCUACAAACAACCUCUUCGUUUUCAGCGCUUUGUAG